This is a messenger RNA of Seriola dumerili (greater amberjack), 1665 nucleotides long. It is a transcript of the gene fahd2a, whose product is annotated as fumarylacetoacetate hydrolase domain-containing protein 2-like. Gene Ontology annotation, molecular function: hydro-lyase activity. Bases 126 to 1088 code for a protein of 320 amino acids. The record is from RefSeq and is a predicted model, not a curated record. Lineage: Eukaryota; Metazoa; Chordata; Actinopteri; Carangiformes; Carangidae. The transcript has 8 exons.
CCGGAGAGGUGAGUUUUAACUAGAGACAGUGCAAAGGCCAGGAGAGAACUGGCAACCGUCACAGUUAUUAUGGCAUUUUAUCUGAGAUAAGAGUCAUUGCUACAAAGCUACAGCUCGAGCUACAGAUGAGACUUCCUCUUCGCUCCUCUUGCAUCUUCAGGAGUUUACUCUGUCUAAGCCAAACCACAACCCCACAGAGCCGAGGCCUGAGUGGUGCAGCCAUGCGUCUGGUGCAGUUUCAUCGCCAUGGUGACGGAGGCAUCAGAGUGGGAGUGGAGCAAGGCGAAGGGCUCGGUGUGGUGGAUCUGAAGGCGUUUGACCCGUCCAUGCCCUCAACCAUGAGAGAGCUGCUGGAGCUGGGAGACAAGGGUCUGGAGUGUGCACAGAGAGCCUUGGCGUCCGGUCAGUGUGUGCUGGAGCGACCCGACAUCCGUCUGCUGUCUCCUGUGUUGGCCCCGGAGAAGGUGGUGUGUGUGGGUAUGAACUACCGCGACCACUGCCUGGAGCAGAAUGCUCCGAUCCCCAAAGAACCGAUCAUCUUCAGCAAGUUCCCCAGCGCCAUCACAGGGCCGUACGAUGACAUUACACUGCCCCCAGAGAGCCAGGAAGUGGACUGGGAGGUGGAGCUGGCCUUUGUGAUUAGACGGCGAGGAAAACACAUCAAGGAGGAAGAUGCUCUCUCCUAUGUGGCUGGCUUCACUGUGGCCAAUGACGUCAGCGCGCGUGACUGGCAGAUGAAGCGCAACGGGAAGCAGUGGCUGCUGGGAAAAACGUUUGACAGCUUCUGUCCUCUCGGCCCUGCCUUAGUAACUACCGACGCUGUGAACGACCCUCACAACCUGGGCAUCCGCUGCCUGGUCAACGGAGACACAGUCCAGAGCAGCAACACUGAUCAGAUGAUCUUCAAGACAGCCGCGCUGGUCGCCUGGGUCUCCAAGUUUGUGACAUUAUCUCCAGGAGAUGUGUUCCUGACGGGCACCCCUCCAGGCGUGGGUGUAUUCAGGACGCCACCCGUCUUUCUCAAGAAAGGAGACGUGGUGGAGUGCCAGAUAGACCAGUUAGGCUCUAUAGUCAACAAAGUGGUCUAACGCCCAAGAUAAACUGCUGAAAACAGCAACAAUCCAUGGAGGAAUGUCAGCUGCUAAACAAACUGCACUUCUGAUCGCCUGCUUCACACAAUGAAUUACUAUUUCCAGUUAAUGUUUCAUAAUCAUUUUUUUUUUUUUUAACUUUUCCGGCUUGAUUGUGUGCAGAUGUGUAAUAAGUGUAUGUUUCCUAAUGAAUGUUUUAGUCAUGAUACUUCACUAACUGUGUGGAAGGAAAACGUGUUAUUUUUUACUAUGUGGAUGUGUACAAUGUAAUUACAUGAGUCAACAUGGUGUUUGCAGCUCAGCCAGUUACUGAGUCACACAGUCAUCACCAGCUGUAAAAAUACCCUCUAUCAACAGUCACGCACUCAUGCUACACAACAGAAACUGUGAACCUCCGCACUUAUUUCAGUGUGAAAAACAAAAAAGUAUUUCUAAUUAUAUUUAAUAUUCAGGAUGAUAAAUCGUGCAUAAAACUUUUCUACUAACUUUCAAACAGCAAACUUUCUCAUAAAAAGAAAGCAGAUUUCCAGUGAUGGGGAAAAAUUCAAUUUAAUUAAAAAUAUGCUGUCCUCAA